Messenger RNA from Paramuricea clavata, 730 nucleotides. The record is from the annotation of a GenBank genome assembly. Lineage: Eukaryota; Metazoa; Cnidaria; Anthozoa; Malacalcyonacea; Plexauridae.
AUGGAUGAUCUUACUGGAACUCAUUUGCAAGAAAUGAGGAAUUUGAACGGAGAGAUGUCCAUCAAUAAUCCUAGCUUAAAGUCUGAAAAACGUAUCCUCAUAAGUCCAUUAAUAAGGUAAGUUUUGAUUCGUAAUGGUGAACAAUGUCGUAUAGCUUUCUUAUUCAACAAAUUCAGUACGUAACUAAUUUUUUUGCACAAAUAAAAAUAUUUCGUCUAAUAAGUCUGUAUGGAUCCGGUAACCAGUCGAGUCUUUCGAGACACAGAGACUCAGAGUUUAAAUCGGGUCAACGUGUGUUUCAUUGAUUUUUAUGUCAAUUCCAGGGCUGUCCGCCGUGGUCUUCGUAUAACAGAGAAAUAUCUGAAUGAACAGAAAGAUGUUGAGAAACUGAAAGUCACCGACACAGAUAUAACUGGACGAAAUAUCUUUCAUCUCAGUGUUCAGCGAGAGGAAUUGCUAGAGUUUGUGUUGGAAAAGUUUGAAAAGGUUUGAUCUUGAACUGCGAUCACACGAGAUCAGAAUCGUAUGCAAAUUUUUUCAGCUUCCAUUUGGGAGCCAAAGUUAAUCAGCCUGGCAUUAUUUUGACAUACCAUUGAUACGAGUCUUCGUUUUAUAGCAUGAUCACCUGAUCCAAGCGCUCUUCAGCGAAGACGUGAAUGGUUAUACUCCUGCUCAUAUUGCUGUCUUACAUAAUGAGAGAAAGGUAGCAAAGUAUCGACGUCUUUCAUAG